Blastomyces gilchristii SLH14081 is the source of this 1434-nucleotide messenger RNA. RefSeq lists its product as uncharacterized. NCBI's taxonomy places the organism in Eukaryota, Fungi, Ascomycota, Eurotiomycetes, Onygenales, Ajellomycetaceae. Gene Ontology annotation, biological process: negative regulation of gene expression via chromosomal CpG island methylation; protein ubiquitination. Gene Ontology annotation, molecular function: ubiquitin protein ligase activity. The record is from RefSeq and is a predicted model, not a curated record. Bases 1 to 1434 code for a protein of 477 amino acids. The transcript has 2 exons.
AUGGAGCCUGGCAAUGUGAAACCAGAGCCCAAUCAAACACAAGGGAUCAUCUCUAUCCCCAACCGCCCAUUCGCUGAGAAAGUCGCGGCGGCUCUCAAGGAGCUGAGACAGAAGCAAUCCGCCAGCACACCUCCUGCUGCGAUCUUGACACCGACAUCUGUAACACCCGCUUCAGGAACAACUGCAACUCCUGCCACCGGCGCCAUGGAUGCAGCCGAUAGCAGCGACUUGCAGAUCGAGGAAACUGAGUCUGCCUCUGCCCUCGAGGAGACCACUACGCGUGUGGAUCGCCCAAUUACCCUACAGCAACCUGAAGAAAGGUUAGCUGCAAAGAGAAAGAGACCUGCCCUUGACCCUCUCAAGUGUACGUGCGCUGUCUCCGAAAAAUGCUUAAGAGCUGCGAGGGAUGGCGUGGUAGACUGUCGAAUUGGCUCUGGCGCCCCAAUCCCCAAGCGCAAACAGACGCGCGUAGGCCCCAGGCCUGGUCGCGAAAAUGAGCCCUUCCGCUACAUCUCACCAAAGGAAAGAGGUCGCCUCCAAAGAUCAGCUGACGAUGUCCUCUCAUUACUCACGCUCUUCAAACGAGCAUCCACCGCCCCGGAGGGCGAACGCCCCGCCAUCUUCAACGGAAUGCGGGGACGCAUCCAACAACUGCAAUUCUACGAUGUCAGCGCAGCUCUCCCUUCCCUCCUUCAAAAAUUCAUGGAUUACAACACCGGCCUUCCAGCCAUCGUUAACAGCCCCGACGACGCCGUCCCCUGGGACAUCAAGUUAGAUUGCGAAGCGAUCCUCUUCCGCUGGCAACGUGGGGACUUCGACCCGAAUUUACUCCGUGGCAUCAUGACUGCUGAACGCAACAGAUCCGCCCGCAAACUCGACCCCACCUACAAAUUCAAACGAGACAGCAUCGUUGUCGGCGACAACCACCUGCGCAACGGCCAAUGGUUCCCGCUGCAAAUCACCACAAUCCGCGACGGCGCCCACGGCGAAAUGGAAGCAGGCAUCUCCGGCCGCAACAAGGUCGGCGCCGUCUCCAUCAUCCUUAGCUCGGCGGGGAAAGGGUACCCAGACGUCGACCAGGGGGAUACCAUCGCCUACUGUGGCACGCACGGCAAGGAUGGCCAGAUAUCCGCGGGCACGAACCUGCUGAUCGAAUCACAUGCGAACCGGACGCCCAUCCGCGUCCUGCGCAGCUCGAAGCUGCCCAAGAUUAACCCUUAUCGUCCCGUUGCCGGGUUCCGGUACGACGGGCUCUAUGAGAUUCAUGGCGUGGACGUGCUGGAUUCGCAGACGAUGUUGCACCGGUUUAAAUUGCGGAGGAUCGCGGGGCAGACGCCUAUUCGAUACCAGGGGGAGGAGAGGCGGCCGACGGUGAGGGAGGUGGAAGAGUGGAGGAUUCUCCAGAAUCUUGAUGCGAGUUCGAAGCUGAAGUAG